Molecule: messenger RNA, 1494 nt
Organism: Trichoderma aggressivum f. europaeum
Lineage: Eukaryota; Fungi; Ascomycota; Sordariomycetes; Hypocreales; Hypocreaceae
Exons: 3
Coding region: 1-1494 (497 amino acids)
Biological process (GO): GPI anchor biosynthetic process
Cellular component (GO): endoplasmic reticulum membrane; glycosylphosphatidylinositol-mannosyltransferase I complex
Molecular function (GO): mannosyltransferase activity
Source: RefSeq, a predicted model, not a curated record
AUGAGAGAGAGAAUCACAUACUUCAGCCCGCAAGAUGCUGACUUGGACCCCAACCAGCUGGACAUCAACGACGCGCAAGUCCAAGGCCCGCCGGUGGAGGCGCUGCGGGAGCACAAAGUCACGCUGACGUUGCCGGAGCUUCCCUCUGAAAUCGCCGGCCUUCUCCGCGAUCUCGACCAGCUGCAUCUGAAAUGGGCAACGUCGGCGAGCUAUAGCACUCUGGAGCCCUUCAUCUCUCGCAUCUCCCCCGGCCUUCACGUAUCAUAUACUCCUAUCAAGGAGGAUCACGACCCGGAAAAGCUGUGCACGGCUCUUCAGGCGUUUGGGCGGCUAGACUGUUCAUCUCCAGAUGUAUUCAUCAACCUCAGCAAUGAGCGUCAGGCAGGCUCUCCAGAACUAUUCUUCUACAAUGAGUUGGAGAAACUGGACGGGUUUGCAAAGAGGCUCGGUCCGGUUGUAUGCUCAGGACCAACUGCCGCCGAAUGCAGGAAACGGCUGCAAGAUCUCAAGGACGCCGUCAGCUUGGACAUGUCUUACGAUUCCAUCUCGGAGUCUGUCAAGAUUCAGGCCCUAUGGCCUCUCCAGGAGCGGGAGAUAUCCGUGCCUGCGUCACCCAAGGGCCGCACCGAAGUCGGCAUUCUACGCAAAGGUGCCGUGACGGGCAUGGAGGCCCAUGAAAUCGGCGUCUCAGGCAUUUUAGCAGUCGUCGGGGAGGCAAAGGAGCCAUCACCAACCAUGUUUGCCUUUGCAGCGCGACACAGAGCUGCGUCGGGGUCUUUCAAAUCCAAGUUUCAGCAACCCACAGGUCUACACCCCACUCUACAGCUGAGUCUCAGUACGACAGCACCUCCCCUUGACGACGGCGCCGAGUGCGCUCCAUACGCAUACUUUACUUUUCCAAAGGUCAUCUUUGCGGACAGGUACCAGUUGGCGGAUGAGCUAUUCCUUGCGUCUAAAAACUUGGCAGCCGCAAAGUACGUGAGUGAGCCGGUGGACCUCGAGGCUCCCGCAUACACAACCAAGGAGUGGGGAUCCAAUGUGCUUCUUGAAUUGGCACCUCCAAAGGACAAGACUUCAACUAAGAACUGGACCGUCGAGGUGCCGCUUCAUCUACGAUAUCUCAAACCCUCCCCGACAGGCAAGGAAGAGGCGGGGAUUCCUUACCCUGCAGUGUUCUGGGCGUGCAGUGGCGAUCCAGACAUCGGCUAUGCUAUCAACCCAUUUGACCGUAUCAACCUGGGGUAUGACGGCCUGUUCGAACCGGGCACUACAUUUUGGCAUGUGAGCCCUAAGCCAGCGGCUGAUGGCCGUCUCAUCAACAACAUCAGCGUCCCCGUGGUGAGGGAGGGAGUGUCUCAAUGGGUGGGAAUUGGAACAGCGGCUGCCGUAGGCCUGGGCUUCGUCUGGGUCCUAAUGAAGCUGAUGGGGGGAUAUGCAAAGUCGGGACAUGGAACAGUCAAGGCGACGGAGGAUAAAGACAAAAAGGAGAAAUAG